Molecule: messenger RNA, 482 nt
Organism: Rubroshorea leprosula
Lineage: Eukaryota; Viridiplantae; Streptophyta; Magnoliopsida; Malvales; Dipterocarpaceae
Source: the annotation of a GenBank genome assembly
UGGUUGUUCUUUUGAGUCCUUUUUUGAUCUUUUUCUUGGAAUAUGAUCUCUAGAUUUUACAUUGAACACUGGAGUGGCAGCCAUGAAAAACUUUGUAGUGAGCAAGUCAUUAAACUCCAGUGAAAUCCCUUGUGGUGUACAACUAGGUAAUGGAGCAUUGUUCAGGUCUUUCAACAUAUGCAUCUACCCGGUUUAUCUUCUGCUGAUAUUGUUUCAGGGCAGGGCCAAAUGGACAAUCAAGCGCAAAUCUAACUUGCACUUCUGUCUGAUUACUCUUGAACUACAAUUUGUUUUCUAAACUUUCUUUUUUGGCCAUCUAUUGUUGUUUAGAUUGGUACACAACUAUAACUUUAUUUUUUUUCUUUUUUAUUUUAUGUUGGAUGAUACAAGGUAAUUGAGUUCUUUUCUAUUCUUUACUCAUCUGGCUAGAUAUGUUGUUUGUCUCCACCUGCUUUUAUAUUUACUAAAUGAAAAUUUUAAUU